Molecule: messenger RNA, 1542 nt
Organism: Rhizoctonia solani
Lineage: Eukaryota; Fungi; Basidiomycota; Agaricomycetes; Cantharellales; Ceratobasidiaceae
Exons: 19
Coding region: 1-1542 (513 amino acids)
Biological process (GO): polyphosphate catabolic process
Cellular component (GO): fungal-type vacuole
Molecular function (GO): exopolyphosphatase activity; endopolyphosphatase activity
Source: RefSeq, a predicted model, not a curated record
AUGCAUCCCGAUAGCUAUUACCUCCCAGGGGCGUCGAUAUCUAGCUUUUGCCAUUCCAAAAAACCUCGCAAAGAGUCCGAGCGGGCCGGACAAUUCGGGGCACCUGGCACAGAUUGUGAUACACCAAUUUCAUUAGUUGAUUCAACUCUGGCGUGGGUGGAAAAGGAGUGGGCGGAUCGGAUCGAUUUCGUCAUAUGGACUGGUGAUAAUGCUAGACACGACACCGAUAGUUCGAUUCCGCGAACGCCAGCGGAAAUUCGAGACAUGAAUAGGGAAAUUGCCCACAAGAUGGAUAAAAUAUUCACUCCACGGGGCGUCACGGUUGUGCCAAGCAUAGGGAACAAUGACAUUUGGCCACAUGUAAGUUCGGCCAAAUCCAAUAUUAUGUACGAGGGCCCAAAUACUGUUACCAAUGACUUUUUGGAGUCCUGGAGAAGUUUUGUCCCUUUCCCUUCGUAUCAAGUUUUCCAACGAGGAGUGUAUUUCUCUGUAGAGUUGGUCCCAAAUCAGCUUGCAGCUAUCAGCCUCAAUACUUUGUAUUGGUUUGAUAGUAAUAAAGCUGUCGAUGGCUGCCCCAAGAAAGGCAAUGAUCCUGGCACUUUAGAGUUUGAUUGGCUCGAGGUCCAGCUGAAGAUCUACCGUUCUCGCAAGAUGCAGGCAAGUCCUCACGACCAUCACGCCGCAGCUCGGGUAUGGCUGACCGGGCAUGUCGCUCCUACCGAAGGAGACUACUUCCCUCGUUGCUUUGCCCGAUACGGGGAGAUUGCUUUGAGAUACCAAGACACUAUCUUGGGGCAUCUAUUUGGGCACAAGAAUCUGGAUCAUUUUGUUAUACAUAGCAUCGACGAUGUCCUAGCUCCGACGCCCUCAAUGCGUAUUACUGGCCGGAAAAAGGAGUCGCUAAUCGCCGAUAAGCUGCAUGCCGAAUUCAAGGAGCUCUCCAAACAGAAGAAAGUCGACUAUGAUGAUUAUUUUAUUGUUAAUAUUGGUCCGUCGGUUAUACCUGAAUACACCCCUAGCGUACGGGUCUUUACAUACAAUAUUACUGGGGCUGAGUUAAACGGGUCUUCCCCAAUCACAAAUGUUGAUGAACUACUAGACUCGGAAGAGGUGAAUGCGUCGAAGAUUGAUUGUAGAAAGAAAGAGAACAAGGACAAGAAAAAGUGUGUGUUCAAAAAACCUAGACAUGCAAGUAAACGGAGCCCGAGCCGGAGGAAUAGCCUCUGGAGUCCGACAGGCUAUGCACAGUUCUAUAUCCCCGAAUCCAAUUGGGCCAACAAGACCCACCCACCUCAGUACGAACUUGAAUACGUCACUUACUCUCUCUCCACACUGCGUAACGCCAACGUGUCCCUUAUUCCUGAUCAUUUACUUCCGCCAGAGCUACGUGGAGGGUCCAUCGAAUCGCUAACCAAAUCCAAGUAUGCGCCAUUUGGCCUACGCGACUUGACAAUUCCGAGCUGGAUCAAAUUUGCACGAAAGCUGGGAGAGAGAAAGAAGUUGUGGAAAAGAUUCAGGGAUGUUAUGUUCCUAGAGACAUAA